UUCGCAGUAUGUGAGGGGACGGACGCUAGCACACAAGCGGCCUGCAUCCGCGUCGUACACGUGACGCGACACACACACACAGACAUAGACGUGUGUGUGGCGCUAGCUAUGUGCCACACUGCUGCGAGCGUUCAGGAUAUUAUGAAGGCUAUAACAGAAGAAUUAUGCCCUAAAGUUAGAAGUAAACUGUCAGACUGUCUACAAUUUCUCCUGACUCACAACCCCGGUUCUGAAACUACUUCUGAACUUCUGAAGUUGGUGGGAGAACAAGCUGUGUUUAUGAUAAGCAGAUAUGAAUCACCCACAUUCAUCCCAGGACUAGACAUAACCAGAGCAUUUUUAUCAGCUCUAACCGACAACAAUAAUUUAACAACGGAACAUUUACCAACAAUACUAAAAUAUACUUCGAAAGCACCACAAGAUUACUCAGAAAUAUUCAAUACAGCAUCCAAUAUAUUUAUUGAGAAAAUCGAUCUUUUCAAUGAUAGUCAAAUUAUGGAUACUAUUGUUCAAAUUAUUGAACAUUUUUCAACAAAUAUUUUUACUGUUGAUGCAAUAGUUAGAAAAUCGGUGUGUAUCACAUAUGACUCUUAUGACAGCGAAGUUAUUAAUAUAGAAUCACAUUUAAACACUAUAUUAAGUUUCAUAAAAAGAGUAAUCGAAAAGAAGAAUUUAAAACCAGUAAGUUUCAUAGAAAUUGUACUAAAAAUGUGCGAAAAAUUGACAAUAAUUUCGCCACAAUUUUUGAACCUGGUAACAUUGUUAGCGUCCGUUAAUUUAAAUUUUGAAUUGGAUAGUAACGUUCGGAAAAAAGUCGUUUAUUUUCAAAAUGGCUUCCUACUUGAUGAAUUGGUGAAGAUAAGAUUGGAUGAAAUGGAUGGAAUAAAAGUUAAUUCAGCGUUAUUAUUUUUGAAAGAAUAUGCUGUUGAAAUGAAAGAAACUUGUGUUGAGAAAACCCUCAACUGUCUAGCAAAGAUCAUCGAACACAUACCUCCGAGUACAGUGUUGCUAGUCAAAAAAAAUCUUACUUCUUGUCUUGCCACCUACAAAAUAAAUUCAACCCUCUCUCCUAUUAUUAUUCAAAGUUAUGAAAAAUGGUGCAAAAAACUCGACUUGCAAAACAUAACCGAAUGCAUAGAAAAUAAAACUUUAAUAUCAGAAUUUCAGGAAAAAUACUCGGAAAUUGUACACGCUUUGAAAGUAUUUACUGAGAUAUUUAAAACUCCGAUCUUAGAAAUGGCAAAUUGGACUCUACUUUUGGUCAAAAUUUUUUCUCAGGAAGGGUUACAAUGGAGUAAAUUGUUCCUAUCGGAUGUAUUUUCGGUGUCCGAAAUAUGUCUUUCGGAGUCCGAUUUCGAAAUAAUUUUAGAAGAAAAUAUCGAUUUUGUUAAAAGCUAUAUUAGUGUAUAUUUUCGAAGGUUAAUAAAAAAGCCUUUUGUGGUUAAAAGUGAAAAAUGUGAGUUGCUACUAGAAGUAAUUGAGUAUUUUUCGAAAAAUUUCAAGGAAGAUAAUUUGCAAGAUGUUUUGGAUUUUGUUGAUCAUUUAUGGCCUCAUUUCGUCCAAACUCGUCCGUUUGACGACAAAAUAUCAGUACUUCUGAAUCUUCUGCGCUUACCUAAGUCUGUGGGCUUACACAACGCGGUCGUGAAGUGGGGGAUUAACGUGCUAUCUUCUAAUGCGAGUAUGGACGAGAAGAUUAAAGUGUUCGCUUGUUUACCCGCCGGAGAAGAAUAUGGUCUAUACUACCGCAGCUUCGUAUCGUACCUGCCGGUGCGUCUGUCAGAGCUGCAAGGGCGGUACAUACCUCCGUUCCGGGCGCUGCUAGACGCGCUCGCUAAUAACAUGGAUAUGACUUUAUUUGAUAUUGUCAUUACUUUGGCCGGAGGAGAUGACACCACAGGCUGGUGGGAUCAAGCCAUAGAGGCUUGUAUAACCUCUUUGGCUUCUAAGGAAGACAUCAGAAUUUACGACAAGGCGUAUGCGAAAGCUAAGAGUUCCAACUCCUUGGGGGGCUGUAAUAGAAUAUUUUUGCCUUUAUUACGGCAUUCGUCCCGCAAAUUCUGCGAGAAGUACAUAUCGACCAUCAUAACAGAUCUAUUCAAUACACUCCGCGUGGGCUUCAGAGAGCCAGCUAACAACGACGCGUAUAGAAAACGACUCGUUUCGUACGCUAUUGCAUUUAAUAUAUUGCAGGUUGCGUUUGAGAAGAUAUCUACAGAAGCUCUAGAAAAUGGUCCUAUCAACGAGAGCGCGGGCUCCCAAAAGCCAUGGUAUUGCCUAGAGCAGGCGUGUAAAUACUGUGUCACUGUGAGCUCUAAAGCUGUCUGUCCCGCUGCCGCCAGUGACGAACUGAGGAACACUUGCUUAUGGCUGCAGUGCUCAUCAUACAAUUGUUUGACGACAGCUAUAUGUCGUCGGAAACUCAGCAAGAACCUAUGUGCUAGAAUAUUCCAUGUGCAAGUGUGGGCUAAGAUUGUCGAUGUAGAUGCCGUUUAUGAGUUCGAUUUGAAAGAUCAUGCUAGAUAUAAGGGUCACCUUCCAGCCAAACGGCCAAUAGAUGCCGUAGCCACUUCAUCAUCGUUCUCCGGCACAGUCCGCAGCAGGUUGUUCCUCACCACGCUGUCGGAGAACCCACUGCAAUUCGACAUGAUACCCCUUGAUGAAGAAGAGGAAGAAGAAGAAGAACUACCCUCAAAAUACGAAGACAGCGUACUAAAUAAACACGGGUGUUUAUCUACCGUGACCGCGGCGUUAGAACACGCGGCCACGGUCCAACACACAGAGUGGAGGGAUGCCGUCGUUACUGCGGUCAGUUCUCAUGUAGCGCUCAAUGUCAAGUGGAUGUUAGCUCAGGCCAUUUGCAACGCGGAAGAAGCAUUGAAACCCCACGCUGGUGUUCUCACGCCAGCUUUAUUUCAGCUAGUAUCUGAUACUUGUACUAUCAGUAAUGGAAAGCAUGUCUUGAACAAUCUACAUGUUGAAAUUUUAACAACAAUAACGAAAUGGAACACCACAGACAUACAACCCAGCACCUAUCUAGACACGUCUAUAGAGUAUCUUAUCAAUACCUGCCUAGCAUUUAAACACAGAUACAAACUACACAGACGAUUGUUAAACGUACUAGAUGGUCUUAUGAAAAUAUUUGGAAAAAUCACCAAUGUUAAGUGGAGUAUAUUUCAAGAUAAUUUUAAAGAUAGCCAAAAAGACUACCUGCCAAUACUAGAACGAUUAUUAAGAAAUCACAUAUAUCUACCAGAAUUGUUACCAACCAUAUUUCUUAAUACCGAUUCAAACCAUUGGGGAGGCAACGUGAAGUUAGCGGAAGUUUCCGGUCUAGCAUUGUCUAUGGCAGACCCAGAGACAAGGAAGGAGUUUUUAACUAAAUUCUGGAAUAUUUUAAAUGGAGCUAGAAGUUCUAAUGCUUAUAGCGGUUAUGUGAAAAUAUUGUUUUAUGCGCAGAAAUAUUGUAAGGAGUGCUGUGAUUUUAACCAGUUGAAAAUAAUAACAGAUUUAGCGCCAAAACUCGAAAAAUCAAAAUGUCUAACAAUAAUAGCUAAUUAUUUAGAACAUUUUCCAAAUUCAGACGACUUUUUCACUGAAAUGCUGGAAACUAUUAACUUAAGAGAACUCUUAGACAGCGAUCUGAGGUUAGAGGCUAUGAAAAUAGUUAGAAAUAGCCUGAAAUUCAUGAAAAUGUUUGAUAGAGAGGAUAUUUUGAAAAUGGUCGGAGUUAAUUCUAAAAGUUCUUCUGUACAAGUAAGGAAAGAAGCGUUCGGUGUAUUUUUGGCUGCUUUUAAAGAUCUAGUCAAACGCGAAAACCAAAACCCUUUCAAAAGGAAAGCCAUAGACACCAGUCCAAUAUUAGACCUUAUUGAUACACAAACUACUUAUGAAAAACUAGUUUUGGAAAAUAUAUUCAAAGGUCUCUUUGACAAUGAUGAUGAUAUUUCCAAAAUGAUGACAGAGGGCGUUGAAGAGUGUAUUUCGAAAGAUUUUAAUAUGAGAUUCGCCGAACUAUUCUUCAUAAUAGUAUACCAAUGCAGUGUGUCAUACAAUGAUGUACUGGAUCUAAGUAAAUGUGGUGCCAAACUCCUGGAGAUGCUCUUCAGCGAUCUGAGGAGUCAGGAGGCUUUCAAGGUCAUUGCUUUGAGAGACCAGGGGUUGCCGCAGAGCCUUUUGAAAUCAUUUGAAAGCACUACAAGGCGAACUCGGACCAAUGUUAGAACGGUUGUAAGAUCUGGAGUCACAUAUAGACAGAGAACUAUAAAAGCAUCGCCAAGCCGAGAGAUCAAUGUACAGAUGACUAUAACAGAAAUCUUAGGCGUAUUUCUGCAAUUUUCAAAGACAAACACCGAAGUAUGUCAAGAGCUCUGCUCGCAGAUAAUGAAAUGUCUCCAAGGUACGGGUCGCAGGUUCGAUCUCAACUCUGUAAUGGCUAAACAGCUGUCUCAUAUUAUGAGGGAACCGCCUAAUUGUUUGACGCCAUUAGUUCUCGACGCCUGUAGGAUAUUUGUUAGAGAUGUCUGCUGUAUUCAAGGAUUUAAGCAAUCAAUAGAAACUUUGAAGUUAACAGUUAAAAACAGCGAAGGGUAUUCAUAUACGAAUAUAUUAUUGGAAGAUAUUUUACUCAGAAGUGGCGAUAAAAACCUUUUUACAUUCAGUAUGAUGAAAGAAGAUCCAGAUACCACUAUGAGAGACCAGGAGUUUUCGUUGCAAGGCUUAAUCGAUAUAUUUGGUACAUUAUCCAACUGGGAUGAUUUAAGAAUACAAGAUAAGAGACAGAUUGAAGAAUCUUUACCCCCGUUGUGGACUAGUAAUGAAGAUUUCACUGUUUCUUUGAGAAAUUAUUUUGAUACAGAUAAUAAGAAACUUGAUUACAACCUUUGGUUUAACAAAAUGGUGGCGUCUCAUUACCCGGAGGAAGUGACAGUCAACAAAAUAAACUGGUUGAAACAGACAGACAGAUGGCCGACCAGACACUUUGUUAUAUCUGCCAUAAUCGAAGCGCUGCAAUGGAAUCAAAAUGAGAGCAAGAUAUUUGGAGAAAUAGCUCCCAGCGACUGUCUUGCUGAAUGGGCGGCCCGGCUUAUGAUCAGGUCGUCAUACUACAACCAGCUGUCUGACUCUGACAGUUCUGACCGCGUCUCUCUGAGUUCCGACGAACUCUUCUACUGCAGAGAAGCGAAUCGGAGGCAAAUACCUUCUGUCGCUUUGCAGUGUGUCGAGAGGAAUAAACAGCGUCUACUAGACACAGAAAUUUUACCAUGGGUACAAGAGAAGGUGAAAGCCUACAGAUGUCUCGGCGUCAGGGAGAAUAAUACCAACUUGCUGCAAAAGGCUUUGGAUGCUGCAGAAAAACAAACAGUUCGAUUUGCGUCUCAAUCGACUUUUGAAACAAAUGUCUCUAUGCAGACGUUGAUAUUAAGACUACAUCAUGAUUUACAAUCAUUAUCAAUUAAUAAAUUAAAUGAUGUAUUACAAACAGUUACUAACUAUAUUAUUCGGGAGAAAGCAAAAGUAUUGUCUUCAAAUGAUUUGAAAACUCUGAAAUCGGUAUACGAAACUAGUAUGGUGUAUUAUGAUGAAAUGUGGGAUGAUAAUGAUGUAUCUAUACAAAAUGACAUUAUACAAAGGAUGGUUGAGAUAAUAGGAAAAAUGCUGGACUAUAAUUUGACUGAAGACCAUAAUUUACUAAUAUCUGUGUUAUUGAACAGAUUGGCUUAUCAUGAAACUACUAUAAGCGAUGUUACGGCCAAAAGUUUUAUUGAAAAGGUACACCGUAUAUUCCACCGCCUAGAUUUCUUCAGUGUUGCCAUACUCAAGAAAGUGUUAGCAGUGUUGCCAACACACGUUUUAACGGAAAAUUAUUUGAAUAAACUACAAGACAUACAGUUGGAUGUUUGUAAGGAGUAUUUCAAGUUAAUAUGUGAUGUUAAUUAUUCGUUGCUACAGUAUUGUAGCGAGUUGAGGCGGAAUAUUCUAGAUGAAGACGAAUUCAACAGCAUUUUCAAAAGGAUGAAAAACCGACUGUUUGAGACUAAACACGGAGGGACCGACUAUCAGUCGCUGAAUACGUUGAAAACUAAACUCUAUGCCUUGGAAAAUAUUACUGAUAUUGAUACCAAAGCGAAGGAAUUAAAGCUAAUUAUAGAUGAAUUACAUUUAAAAACUCAAAGAUCAGUUCUAAGGCUAUCUCAAAUAUGUCCCGAGCUAUGCUCACCAGCUAUAUUGGAGAGAAAGAAAGCGCAUUUACAGAGGCUGUUAAGAUUACCAGACAAUGUGUAUGUCGUUAAGUUUUUUGAGCAAAUCUCAGUAUUCACCGACGCGAUCUGUCGUCCUUGCGUCGUCAAAGCGUUGUUGACAAACGGACAAACGCGCCGCUUCAUAUGUAAGAGUGGUGAACCUUUGUACAGAGACGCGGCCGUACAGAGGACAGCGGCCAUCUUGUCUGUCACACAACCUGAGUUGCGUGUUAGGAGUUAUAAUGUAACUCCAUUAAGUGAGGACUCCGCUAUAAUAGAGUUUUUAGAAGAUCAUGUACGACUGAGAGAACUUAUUGAAGAAAAGCAUGAUAUUAAUAGUAUUGCUCCAAAUAAACCAUGGAAUGAGAAAGUAAUAUUAGCGCCAUCUCUCGCAAUGGAACAAUAUAACGACAUGUGUGCUAAAGUCACACCCUAUAUGUUGAGAUCUGCUAUAGAAAAUAAUUGUUCUUGUGUCAAAGAAUUUAUACAGAAGAAGAAAAUGUUCGAAGAUACAUUAAGUUUUAUGACUAUCCUAUGUUGGUUGUUUGGCGUAGGCGACCGUCACCUCCAAAAUAUAAUGUUCAGUAUGAGAGACGGCGGCUUGUGUGCAGUAGACUGGACGUCCGCGUGCCAGUAUGCCACUCGCGAGCCCGCGCCCGCCAGGCUAACUACCAAUAUUGUAGCUGUCACAGAUGUUACAGUACUAGAAAGUCGUCUGCAAACCAUAAUGUUAUGUUUGAGAGAAAAUGUGAAACUUUAUGAAGCAUUUAUAAGGACAUCUUUCUAUUGGUGCGGACCGGAAUUUAAAGAGCUCAAACACGUAAUAAACAUAUUGCAAGGAAAAGCAGUGUCCUACGGAAUUACAAGAGAGUGCAUUGAAGAAUCAAACAAAAAGUACAAAGUGGAAUAUAUCAAGUUGCUGGAUCAAGUUUUUGAGAAUUUCGUGCCGAAAGAAACAUACAGCGUUGAAGAACAGGUGUCCUGUCUUCUACAGCACUGCACAGACCCAAGAAUUUUAUCAAUAACGCCGUCGAAUUGGGAACCGUGGUUAUAAUCAAGUGGACCUACUGAUAUGAAUCAUAAUAUCUUACUCUUUUUUACUACGUACGUAAUUAUGUACUCAUUGUUUAUUUUUUCAAUAAAAGUUAUUGCUUUCUUUCAACAACA
Molecule: messenger RNA, 7409 nt
Organism: Helicoverpa zea (corn earworm)
Lineage: Eukaryota; Metazoa; Arthropoda; Insecta; Lepidoptera; Noctuidae
Exons: 42
Coding region: 109-7296 (2395 amino acids)
Biological process (GO): double-strand break repair via nonhomologous end joining
Cellular component (GO): nucleus
Molecular function (GO): protein binding
Source: RefSeq, a predicted model, not a curated record